Scophthalmus maximus (turbot) is the source of this 969-nucleotide messenger RNA. It is a transcript of the gene prdx6, whose product is annotated as peroxiredoxin 6. Gene Ontology annotation, biological process: cellular oxidant detoxification; cell redox homeostasis. Gene Ontology annotation, molecular function: peroxiredoxin activity. Gene Ontology annotation, cellular component: cytosol; mitochondrion. NCBI's taxonomy places the organism in Eukaryota, Metazoa, Chordata, Actinopteri, Pleuronectiformes, Scophthalmidae. The coding region runs from base 77 to 742 and encodes 221 amino acids. The record is from RefSeq and is a predicted model, not a curated record. The transcript is spliced from 5 exons.
GAUCUGAUCACGCUGCUGCACGGGACGGUCCGUCUCUUCCUGUCCGCGUCACCUGAGCUUCGGAGAAGACCCCACCAUGCCUGGACUUCUGCUGGGGGACGUGUUCCCUGACUUCGAGGCCGACACCACCAUCGGCAAGAUCCGCUUCCACGAUUUCCUGGGCAGCUCGUGGGGCAUCCUGUUCUCCCACCCGAGGGACUUCACUCCUGUCUGCACCACGGAGCUGGCCUGUGCCGCUAAGAUCAGCGAUGAGUUCAAGAAACGAGGUGUGAAGAUGAUCGCCUUGUCCGUUGACAGCGUUGAGGAUCACCGCAACUGGAGCAAGGAUGUGAUGGCAUUCAACAGUGAAGCUGGAACUGCUCUGCCCUUCCCCAUCAUCGCUGAUGAUAAGAGAGCGCUGGCCGUUCAGCUGGGCAUGCUGGACCCCGAUGAGAUAGACAAGGAUGGAAUUCCCCUUACUGCCCGCUGUGUGUUUGUGAUUGGCCCUGACAAGAAGCUGAAGCUGUCCAUCCUCUACCCUGCCACCACAGGGAGGAACUUUGACGAGUUGCUCAGAGUGAUCGACUCUCUGCAGCUCACCGCACAGAAGAAGGUUGCCACGCCGGUCGACUGGAAGCCUGGUGACAAAGUCAUGGUCAUUCCCUCGCUCUCUGAGGAGGAGGCUGCUGCGCUCUUCCCCAACGGUGUAACAACCAAAGAGGUACCCUCUGGGAAGAAAUACUUGCGCUACACUCAGCCCUGAAGACACACUCAAGCCUUCAUCGCGCUCUACUUUACUACUCUUUGACCCAGAAGCCCUUGGCCGAUAAGUCGCAUGUAGAACUAACCCAGAGCAUAGAUGCACUCGCCUAGUUGGGUGACGGGUGUUGUCAGUCAUGCCGCCUGCCCAGCAAUGAACUAAAGACAUUAGUAUUGUCAUGAUACAGUGCCUUGUUUCCCAUCCCUCAAUAAAGAGCCUUUUCACAUAAA